This is a messenger RNA of Pimephales promelas (fathead minnow), 5486 nucleotides long. NCBI's taxonomy places the organism in Eukaryota, Metazoa, Chordata, Actinopteri, Cypriniformes, Leuciscidae. The record is from RefSeq and is a predicted model, not a curated record.
CGGGCUCGGUAGUAGAUUCAGAGCGCUGUAGCUUUGGCGCUGUCCACAAGAGAGCAGGUUCUGAAACGCGCCGUGCGCUCGUGCAGUGUUUGCGCGGUAAGGAUUGGAGGCUCGACCACUGCUUCUCACACUGGAAGAACCGUUCGGCGGACAUCAAUUGCGACGGGAGAGGAAAACUACACCGCCAUACCAGUCAACUGAGACUUUCCGUGGAUUUUUACGCGGGUCAAAACUUGAUAAAACCUGUUUCUUCUUCACGACAUUUCUUGGACAUUUUUUUUUUCAAGUUCAAAUGCUUCGCGCAAUGGCUAUUUAUCAUUUUCUGUUUAACUUUGGCAAACAUUUUGAUUCGGGGUUCACACCAAGUACUUUUUAAUUUUAUAUGUCUACGGUCGUAUAUCUAUUGUUUGGGGAUCUUCGUGCUGUCGGAGUAAUCUGCAUAUUUUCUUUCUUUUCUUUUCUUUUUUUUAAAGAGAGUCUGAGGGCGCGAUUUGAGCAAUUAGAAGAUGCAAGGAAAUCGCGUUUAUGUGAAGAUCCGUUAAACAUGAAGUAAAUGUUUGGGUUUCUCAGAAACCUCACCAGGAUUUUACAUAUCCCUGGAAGGGACGCGCUCUGACAGUGCGAACCUCGGUCACAGUUCACGGGUCACGGUCAGUGGAGCGAGGAUGUCAAGAUAGAGCUUGGAAACGAGACUUCUACAUUUUUAUCUAAAGCUUAAGAAGACUGUUCGGACUAAUAUUAAAAUUGGUACAUGCCAGGACUUUUCUUGAUAUGCCAUUUUGAUGAAUCCCUACAGAUGUCUGAGUUAGUUCACUCUGGAUGUUGGGCCGCAGAAGCAGUUGUGUGACCCUGCAGGGUUGUGCCCGGACCGCCUUUUUGCUUAUUUUUGUAGACUAAUUUAUGACGGACAAGAUAAAUGAUUAUUUAUUAAAUUAUCAUUUUUUAGUCCCUCCACGCAAUUCACAAAAACUUGCCUACUUUUACUCUUGAUAGGCCAUAGGUCUUCAGGGUCAAUUGUUUAUUUUCCAACCAAAGUUUCUUUGGACUUCUAAACAGCUGAAACUGCGUUUAAAAGAGACAUUUCCGAGCAGAACGGACUGACUACAAACGCACAAACCUUUAAAAGAAAAAGUACUGGACAUUAAAGACUUUUUAACGGAGGGCCUGUCCUGCUAAACGAUGGAAAUCCACUGCAAACACGACCCGUUCGCAGCGAUGCACAGGCAUGGAGGGGUGAAUCAGCUGGGUGGGGUGUUUGUCAACGGGCGGCCCUUGCCUGACGUGGUGCGGCAGAGGAUAGUGGAGUUGGCCCAUCAGGGCGUACGUCCAUGUGACAUCUCCCGCCAGCUCCGGGUCAGCCACGGCUGCGUCAGCAAGAUACUGGGCAGGUACUAUGAGACAGGCAGCAUCAGACCAGGGGUGAUCGGAGGCUCCAAACCAAAGGUUGCUACACCCAAAGUCGUCGACAAAAUCGCUGAUUACAAACGCCAAAACCCCACCAUGUUUGCCUGGGAGAUCCGAGACAGACUGCUGGCUGAGAGAGUGUGUGAUAAUGACAGCGUGCCCAGUGUCAGCUCAAUCAACAGGAUAAUUCGCACUAAAGUCCAGCAACCACCUGGCCAAUCAGGAGCAAUCUCUGCCCAUAAUUUAGCCUCUACAGUGGCAGUGACCCAGGUAUCCUCAGUAACCAGUGACACUGCAGGCUCCUCCUACUCUAUCAGUGGAAUUCUGGGAAUUAGCUCACCUGCCGAUGCAAGCAAGCGGAAGAGAGACGAAACUCUACAGGAUUCUCCUUUGGCGAAUGGCCACGCCCAUUCAGGGCGGGACUUCUUGCGGAAGCAGAUGCGCGGAGAGCUCUUUACGCCGCAGCAGCUCGAGGUAUUGGACCAUGUCUUUGAUCAACAGCCCUAUCCCGACAUUUACCCCGUCCCUGACAGCAUCAGCUACAAGCCCGCCCAGACGUCUGAUUACUCGGCUAUGGCAUCUCUGGCUGGUGGAUUGGAGGAGAUGAAGAACAGCUUGGCCAAUCAGACAGGAGCAGAGUUGGGUUCCACUGUUGCGGGACCUCAAUCGUAUCCACUAGUGUCCGGUCGUGACCUGGCCAGCACCACGCUCCCUGGUUACCCUCCUCAUGUUCCUCCAACUGGGCAGGGUAGUUACUCCACACCCUCCCUCACAGGGAUGGUACCUGGAUCUCCAUACUACUACAGCGCAGCCACACGGGGACCAGGAACGGCAGCUACUGCCACUGCCACUGCCUAUGACCGUCACUGACCAGCCGAGCAGAGGAGAAGAGGAAUGGUGAAGGAGUGGGAGAAACAAAAACAAAAAAGAGGAGUGAAAAUGGAUUGAUAACCCUCACAUGAGACUGCCUACAUAUGGAAGAAAAGAAGUGGAGGAGCAGCAGGAAGGAGAAUGGAGAAAAAAAAAAAAGAAAGAAGAGGUGACAAUGUUUUCCUGCCAAUUACAAUCAAUGGUCCAAUCAGUAGCUUCAGCUGAUGUGUCUAAUUUCUGUCCAUUAGUGGAAAGUAUACACCCAUUCACUUGUAUUCCUGUGGUCUCUCCUCACACUAAGGGGCUGUUUACAUGACACCGUUAUCAACUAAAAACGGAAGACUUUUUAUGCGUUUUGACCAUUCAUUUACACGGCCUGAAAACGCAAGCUUUUGAAAAUGAUACUAUUAUCGUCUCCGUGUAAAUUACAAAAACGUAAAUUUGUGAAAAUGGUGACAUCAUGCGCAUGCAUAUUACAUGUUCAGACUAACGGUGCGUAGUGUUUCUUAAAGUGACAUCGCCAACUACUGGCCUGGCCUGCGUAAUACAGCUUUUUAGGAAUUUGCGCGGAACGGGAAUUGUUUUGACAACAUAGUUGCCUUUACGCAAAAAAAAAAACGCAAAGGACAAACGUUUCCGUUUUUAGUACACUGCUGUCGUGUAAACGUAGUACCCUAAAUCUGUUAUUGCUUUUAAUUUAUCUUCUGUCAUUAAAGCCUUGCUUAUCCUAUCGUCUUUGCAUCUCUAUGCAGUCUGUUCUUAUAGAGAUGAUCAGGUGUUGGGAGUUGGUACCAGACAAUCUACUAGUGGCAGCUUGAGAUGACCUAUGUGAUUUGAGUUCAUUUGAGUCAUUUCAUCUACUGUGUGAAUGUGGCAUCAUAAUCUGUCUUAUUAAACUUGACUAGACGGUUUUACUAGUUUGCUAAAACCACCAUGAAUUGAUUUGGAGAGAACCUUAAGUAUCAAGUGAAAGGAGAUUCAACAGAGUUGGACAGAUAUCUCAGGUCGGAAUAUUGGCAUUAUUUACUUUAAAAUUAGCCAGCGUGAAGGACAGACCCAUUUCACCAUUGAUCAUGGGAUGCUUCCAUUUGAAAUAGGAGUGUUAUUACUGUAGAGUUAGGAGAGAGAUUACUGAAAAAUUCUGAAAUUAGCCCUGAUGCGCAAGCACAAGAAUAUUCGAGCCCUAAAUUCCAAUCUAGGUACCAUUCAAGCAUAAUGGACUUCUUAAAUAAGAUGGAAGUUUAGUAUUAGUGCGAUGCGACGCAUAUAAAUGGGACUGUUGUGAUUUCAGUCAUUAAGUUGGAAAAUAUCAGCAUUAAAGCACGAAUGAGAGCACUGUAUUUUAAAGACUCCUCUCCUUCCUCAGUGUAGAUAAAUACUAUUUACGUAUGUACAGAAUACCCUUAUUCAACUGUACAUUGGUAAGAUUUAUAGCUAUUUAUGAUGGAGAGUAAUAUAUAUAAUUGUGUGUAAAAGUUUACUGCAGACAAAUGCUACAAUGCUACUGCUAGCUAAAGAUGUUGCCGUGGAAUACGUAGCUGGUUCUCUUUUCAAACCCCUGACGUUUCAUUCCAAACGCAAAUCAGUUGCAAUUAACAGAGCUUGCUGGUAUUGAAGUGCUGACAAACUUUUGUAAAGUCGCUACAUUUCAGAAGGGGAACACUGAUGCUAAUGUCCCUUACAGGAAGUGAUGUCAUACUGUCUGUCCGUUCAAAACGUCUCCUUAGCCUCCCCAAAGAUACUCUUUAGUAGUGCGAAUAGACACUCUUAAAAGCACAAAGUGGCAAAUCUGUUAUCCGGAAAUGACCUUUUUUUUUGGUUAUUCUCUAUGAGUGCAUUUGUUUUUGAAUAUUCCCUUCAUCCAUACUGCGCCAAGACAAUGCAUGAGACCAAGGUGGAGGCCUUACCAAACUCUCUAUGUAGCAACAUUAAUGCUGUACAUUCAUCCCUAUUUGUCUGUCUAAGAUAUCCUGUACAUCUAUCAUUUACAAUGACAAGAGCUUUUGAUAUCAUUAUUGACUAAUAUAUUGAUAUCUAACUUUAGAUUCUAGUAGACGAGCAAAGACAAAAAGUGUGCUUUAUUUAGCUAUUGUCUGUGAUGAGUGUUCCCAGUUCUUGAUUUCAUUGUUUUCUUCUCUUUUUUUCAAUACACUGUGCAUUGCUGAGUAGCUUUCGAAAAAGGAGAACACUGUAGUUGUAGUAGUGAGUCGCAAGCACCAAAAUUUUGAUGUGAAAUAAUAAUAAAAAAAGACAAACCUAUGAAUAUAUAUAUAUAUAGAAGUUGAUAGUUUUUAUGUUUUUAUGGUGUUGCUCUGGACUGUAAAGUAGUAAUAGGAUUUGUUUGUAGACCAUAAGUUGCAAGUUAUGCAACUCUAAAGAAACCCUUGAUGCCGUUCACCACUAAUGACUACUGGUGAACUUUGACCUUUUAAACUUUUAGUCUGAGGCAUUAUGAACCUGAAAUACACCAGCUGAAAUCAAGGACAGUGCCUUUAUUUUUCUACUGAGUCAUCCAAGAAUGACCACACGUCACUAAAUUGCGAAGCUGUCUGCAUGACAUAAUGAGAUCAGAGCUUAGCCAACCAAUCAAUCAACCGAUGCCACUGCCCACAAUUUUGAACAGCGUUUUUUACAUGCCAAUUUAACAAAGUAAUUAAAACCCAGCAAACAAACUAGAGUGGGAAAGAUGACACUCAUAUGAUCUAUUAAAUAUUCUAAAAGAAAGUGAGAUAUUAUUAUCCAUUAAAAUAAACAUUGUUCUAUUAUAUACAAUAUUGUACUGACAAGUAAUUUACACUAAAAACAGAUUAAAUGAGACUAAAACAUUUUAGUAAACUAAUAGCAAAAUGAUUAGCAAAAUCCACAUAUUCCGAGACCGAAAAGCUGUUUUAUUUUCGGAUGAUAUAACAGGGUACACUCUUAGAAGAAAAGGUUCUAUAUAAAACUUUAAAGGGUUUUAACAAGCGUCAUUUUUUAUUUUAUUUUAUUAAAUUGUAUGAAUUAAACAGCUUAUUAACAUCCUUUACCACUAGAUUUUUAAAUAACCCAUUAAACGUUAAAGUAUUAUGCAAUCGUUAAAGACAUUUCUCCUUAUAUACAACUUUUUUUUUGCCAUAAAAGGUUCUCUAAAAUUGAGUCAAGAACCCCACUGAACCUUUUUUCUAGGAGUGUACAAGAGAAUGAAUUCCUUUGUCUUAAAGUGAAAGUUCACA